ACAUGAAUGCCUUGUGCUCAUCUAGCUCAUCUUUUCCCGAUCUCAUAGUUGCCGUAUCGGAAAAAUGCCCGGUUUGCUGGAAACACACAGCACACGGAAUGCACUUUGGAGCAUUCACUUGUCGAGCUUGUGCAGCUUUUUUCAGACGUUUCGCUACUACAAAAAAUCUUAAACCCUGCAAAAAGAGCAAUGUUUGUGAGUUUACCAAAAAUGGAUAUACGAGUUGCAAAAAGUGCCGACUACAGAGAUGUUUUGAUAUUGGAAUGAAAAUUGACAAUUUCCAAUUUGAGAGGGAUCCCUAUAAAAGCGGAAAAAUUCCAUUUACUUUGGACACCUACCUUGACAGGCCCAGUUUGAUCAUUUUCACAGCUCUUGCAGAACUUGACUCACGAGACUCGAAAGUCUACGUUGACGUUCAAUUUUUAAUUGAUCGAGCGUUCAGGGAGCUUUUACAGGGCUGCGAAUCACCUAUCAGACAACCGAACAUCUUGAAAAAACUGGCUCUAGGCCUGGAAAAAAUUCGCAGUACUCAGUGCAAUGUGACAAAAAUCCUGUCAAAAUUCGGGAAGGACGAAGUUCUUGCAAUGUGGGAAACUGAUAUGUUGAAGAUUGCAAAAUGGUUCACAUAUUUCGACAAUUUCCAGAAACUUCCAUAUAAUCUUCAGAUCGAUAUGAUCAAGCAAGUCUGGGCUAUUUGGGCGGCAAUGGAAAAGCUGGCAAAUACUGCAAAUGCUAAAAAAAAUUCCACAUGCGAAAGUGCGAAUGUUGUGCUUCAGAUUGACGAUGAUUUGGUGGCCUGUGAACAGUCGAUCGAGAUCGAUCUUUCCUGGUGCUCGAGUUAUAAAACCGAGCAGUUGCAGUUCUUCGACUUUGACCAUCAAGCUCAGCUCGAAUAUUUAGUGCAACUAAUGGUAGAUCUCAAUCCAACAGACGAAGAACUCAGUUAUAUGCUAUGCCAUAUUUGCUUCGAACAUAUCAAAAAAUCAUGUGACAGGUUUACUCAAGAAACCGUUGAGCAGCUUCAAGACACCCUUUCUGAUCAUUUACAUGACUACUACAUAAACCAUGAAAACCGCCCGACUUACUCAGGAAGGAUCGUUUCAAUGAUAAAGCUCAACAAUGCUUUUCAGAAGUACGUCCAGCGGGAACGACUGAAAUGUGAACUGAUGAGACUGUUCAAAGUGUUAUUCGUGGAGUAUUCAAAUCCUGAAUUAUUUGUGGAUUAUUGGUAGUCAAUGGAAGUGCGGAAGAUCUCAAAAAAUUAUGUUUUUUUUUUCUAAAAAAAAAUCAUUUGUUUGUAUCUCAACAUGCUUUAUUAUUACGGCAAAACGACGAAUAAAAUAUUUUAAUUUG
Molecule: messenger RNA, 1353 nt
Organism: Caenorhabditis elegans
Lineage: Eukaryota; Metazoa; Nematoda; Chromadorea; Rhabditida; Rhabditidae
Gene: nhr-203
Product: Nuclear Hormone Receptor family
Exons: 8
Coding region: 3-1232 (409 amino acids)
Biological process (GO): regulation of DNA-templated transcription; DNA-templated transcription
Cellular component (GO): nucleus
Molecular function (GO): sequence-specific DNA binding; DNA binding; RNA polymerase II cis-regulatory region sequence-specific DNA binding
Source: RefSeq, marked reviewed